Poecile atricapillus (Black-capped chickadee) is the source of this 2690-nucleotide messenger RNA. RefSeq names its product MINDY lysine 48 deubiquitinase 1 (gene MINDY1). Gene Ontology annotation, biological process: protein K48-linked deubiquitination. Gene Ontology annotation, cellular component: cell periphery; cytosol. The transcript is spliced from 10 exons. Lineage: Eukaryota; Metazoa; Chordata; Aves; Passeriformes; Paridae. Gene Ontology annotation, molecular function: cysteine-type carboxypeptidase activity; cysteine-type deubiquitinase activity; K48-linked deubiquitinase activity. The record is from RefSeq and is a predicted model, not a curated record. The coding region runs from base 589 to 2349 and encodes 586 amino acids.
CUCAGCACCCUCAGAUCCCCCCCGGUCCCUCAGAUCCCCUCAGAUCCCCCCGGGACCCCCGAGCUCUGCUGCCACCCCAAAACCGCGGGCCUCAAACCCAGCCGAGGGGAGCCCCCCCAGAUUUUACUGCACCCCCAAAAUUACACCUUUAAUCCUCUUCCUCCUCCUCCUCCUCCUCCCCCCGCCCUAAAUCCGCCUCCCACAGAAAGCCGGAGCCGGCUGGAGGUGGAAAACAGGCCCGUGCGAGGCUGGGAAAAGGGGGAAAAACAGGGAAAAAAGAAGAAAAAAAGGGACAAAAUAAUAAGGGAGAGAGGAUAAAAGGAGGGUCAGAUUAAAAUAAAUUUAAAAAGAGAAAAAAAGAAGGGGAAAAGGAAGACGAGAGAAGCAAAGGAGGAGCGCGAAGGAAUAAAAAAGGAUUAAAGAAGGGGAACGGAGGGAAAAGCAGGAAAAAAAAAGAAGAAACAGAAAGAAAAGGGAAUAAAGGAGGAAAGAAGAAGGAAAAAAGCAGGAGAAAAGGGCUGAGAUUUGGGAUGCGGCUGCUCCUGGACAGACCCCGAGCGUUCCCAGGAGCCUGAUCAGGAAGGUCCCAUGGAGCAGCAGGGGACAACUCCGGCCUCUCCCGGCGGCGAGGGGAUCCCCCGGCCCCCCGAGGGUGGGGACACAAUUCCCAAUGUUGGGGACACAGUUCCUGGUGUUUGGGACACAGUUCCCGGUGUUGGGGACACAAUUCCCAAUGUUGGGGACACAAUUCCCAAUGUUGGGGACACAGUUCCCAAUGUUGGGGACACAGUUCCCAAUGUUGGGGACACAAUUCCCAAUGUUGGGGACACAGUUCCCGGUGUUGGGGACACAGUUCCCGCUGUUAGGGACACAGUUCCCGGUGUUGGGGACACAAUUCCCAAUGUUGGGGACACAAUUCCCAGUGUUGGGGACACAAUUCCCAAUGUUGGGGACACAAUUCCCAAUGUUGGGGACACAAUUCCCAGUGUUGGGGACACAAUUCCCAAUGUUGGGGACACAAUUCCCAAUGUUGGGGACACAGUUCCCAAUGUUGGGGACACAAUUCCCAGUGUUGGGGACACAAUUCCCAGUGUUGGGGACACAGUUGCCGCUGUCAGCCGGGAAGGUGCCGGGACCGGAUCCGGGCAGCGGGAGGGGGUGUCCGGCCCCGAGGGACCCCCGGGGGGCUCCCCCGAGGGGCCACGGGAGGAGCAGCCCCUGCAGGAGGGGGGGUCCCCGCUCGGGGGGUCCCCGGGAGCCGCGGCCGAGCCCCCCCGGACCCGGCGCCCCGGGCGGGACGAGGAUUUUUACUGCGUGAAGUGGAUCAGCUGGAAGGGGCAGCGCACACCGGUGAUCACCCAGAGCGAGAACGGGCCCUGCCCGCUCCUGGCCAUCAUCAACAUCCUCCUGCUGCAGUGGAAGGUGAAGCUGCCCCCGCAGAAGGAGGUGAUCACGGCUGAGGAGCUGAUGGCACAUCUGGGGAAUUGCAUCCUGGCCACCCAACCCCGCGACACCUCGGAGGGGCUGCAGCUGAAUUUCCAGCAGAACAUCAGUGACACCAUGAUGGUCCUGCCGAAGCUCUCGACGGGGCUGGACGUCAACGUCAGGUUCACGGGGGUCUCAGACUUCGAGUACACCCCCGAGUGCAUCGUCUUCGACCUCCUCAACAUCCCGCUCUACCACGGCUGGCUGGUGGACCCCCAGAGCCCGGAGCAGGUCCAGGCCGUGGGCAAGCUCAGCUACAACCAGCUGGUGGAGAAGAUCAUCACCUGCAAACAGGCCAGCGAUUCCAGCCUGGUGAGCGAAGGGCUGGUGGCCGAGCAGUUCCUGGAGUCCACGGCGUCGCAGCUGACGUUCCACGGGCUGUGCGAGCUCACGGCCCGCGCCCGCGAGGGCGAGCUCGGCGUCUUCUUCCGCAACAACCACUUCAGCACCAUGAUCAAGCACAAGGGUCACCUUUACCUGCUGGUGACGGACCAGGGCUUCCUGCAGGAGGAGGGGGUGGUGUGGGAGAGCCUGCACAGCGUGGAUGGGGACAGCUGCUUCUGUGACACCGAGUUCCACCUCAGCCAUGUCCCGGGCAAGGACGGGGCCAGCGUGGGCCCCCCGGAGCACCGGCUGCAGCAGAGACAAGUGGACCAGGAUUUCAUGGUGGCCCUGUCCCUGCAGCAGGACCCUGCCUCGGUGCUCAGCGACCUGGAGCUGGCGCGGCAGCUGCAGCACGAGGAGUACCAGCAGCACCAUCCUCAUCCUCACCCCGCUCCUCCUCAGCCGGCGCAGGCGAGCGCGCGGCCGGCGGGAGAGCGGCGGCAGCGGCCAAGGCCGGAUUUGGACUGUGCCCUGCUGUAGCACCUGCUGUCCGGGGUCCCCACGCCCGCAGCCCCCCGAGCGCCCACCCUGCAUCCUCCAGGGAGCUCUGUGGGGUCCCUGCGGGCCGGAGUGGACACAACGAUGAGGGGUGACUGUCUGAGGCCACCCCAGGACCACCCCAAACUUCCCAGUGGCCUUAACACAGGGGGGUCCCGCUCAGGGGGAGCCCCCUCAGGGGGUCCCACACCUCAGUCCAUGCUCUGGGACAUGGGUGGGUGUGGGGCUGGGGGCACACGUGCACCCCCCUGUUCAAAAUGUGGCCUUAGCCCUUGGCAAGUAAAGGACUUGUCCCCCUGCACACGGAUCUGGCACCCUGACAC